Molecule: messenger RNA, 1876 nt
Organism: Stegodyphus dumicola
Lineage: Eukaryota; Metazoa; Arthropoda; Arachnida; Araneae; Eresidae
Molecular function (GO): protein binding
Source: RefSeq, a predicted model, not a curated record
GGCCAUUUGCUUUCAUGCUCGCAUUUUGAGUUGGUGCGUUUUUAUUGGCUUGCGUGUGGGGGGUAACUUUUUGUAUGACAAUGGAGUUUUUUUAUUUUUGCUUCAACCCUAUUUUGGGUAGACUCUUUCAAAUUAUAUGAAUAAUUCGAGUUACAACAGAUGCGAAAUUGUUCCUCUGGAAUUUAUAGCUAAAUAUUUUGCAAUAUUUAUGUAAUAAAGAACUGAUAAAAGAUGAUAUUAACCUCAGGAUUGAUUGUUGCCUCCGUUCUUUUGGUUCUUAAAGUAAAUUCUGAAGAUGUGCUAAUAAUAGGGCCGACGAAUAAUUCUUCAAUGCUGGAUGCCUAUUAUGCAGAAGAAUUGCCUUUGUGUCCACCGUCACUGGAAAUCUUACCUUGCACUUGUGAUGGACCUCAAAGUUUUCUUAUAUUUCAUUGCGACAGAAUAACAGAAGUACAAAGUAUUUCACGAGCUGCACACUCCAUUCCAUAUUUUAGAAGUUUUGGUAAAUUUAGUUUGACGAACUCUAGGAUUUCGAGCAUAGAAUCCAACAUUUUAGGUUAUAUUCAGUUUGAGUAUAUCUUCCUAAGGAAAAACACAAUCACUACAAUUACUUCCGAAUUUUUUGAUUCUUCAAGAAAUUCAUUGAAGAGGAUAGAAAUAAUUCAUAAUGAUAUUGAGAAAUUUCCUUUUAAAGAAUUAUCAUCAUUUCCGAAAUUGGAGUAUGUUAACUUAAAAUAUAAUUCCAUCAAAAGCAUUCCAGACGAAGCUUUUGGAAAUAUUGUAAAUAAUAAAAUUAAGAAAAUUGAUUUAUCUUUUAACAAAAUAAAUCACAUUGGAUCAAAUGCUUUCAAAUAUCUGACGAAAUUAGAGAAAAUCGAUCUGCGGUAUAAUAAACUGACAGUAAUUAAUAACUUCGCAUUUUCCACUAUUCAAGAAAAUCCUAAAUUGACAUUAAAUCUCGCAAAUAACAAAAUAAUGUUUGUGUCUGAUGGUGCUUUUGCUGGUCAAGUUUUUAAAUGCUUGAAUCUCACCGAUAAUAACCUCACUAAGUUAUCAGAGCAAGCUUUUAAAGAAGUUUUAAAAAGAAUGGCAGAAAGAAGAACUGGAGUUAUAUAUGUUAAUCGUAACCGGUUUCAUUGCACAUGUGACCGAGUAGAAUGGAUUAUUAGACUUCCUACGCUAUACAAAUUACCUCUACUUGAUUUUGAAUGUUCGGACAAAGGAAACAAACCUAUUCAAGAUCUUUCUCUUGAAGAUGUCCAAUGCCAUACCAAAUAAUAUGCUGAAAUGGUGAUUAGUUUUCACAUUUAAAAGUAUAGAAAAAGCGGGGCGUUUCUAGAACUUUUUGCAGUUCACUCUAUACUGCAUAUUAGAAUUUCCUCUGCUUCAUUGUUUAAAACUGAAAGCAAUAUCUUUCUUCUGUGAUUAUGGUAAUAGUUUUAAAUACUUACUUUCGAUUUUGACGAAUAAAUUUCUCCGAAUAUUGUCUCAAUGUUGAUAUUAUUGGCAAUAAUGAAUACAAAGAAAAGUAAACUAUCAUCUUCUUAUUGAUGUGCUGUUUUAGUUGCCCAAAAGCAACUCUGAUAAAGUAAUCGGUGUGCCUGAGAAAAUUUAUAUGAGUCUUCUAAUUACUAAAUUUUACACGAUUAUCAUGGCAAAGAAGGAAUUAUCUGGUGUUAUCUAGCGUUGGAGUUCAGCUGCCAUAAAAAUCUAACUUUGGGUCACGAAAUCCUGUGUUCAAUCAGCAGCAGUUAUCAAGGUCUUUGCAACGACAUUCAACUAAAACCUUGGAGGGGCAGAGGCAUUUUCUAAACUUGUAUCACUUGUUCAGAACAAGAAUAUUGACUGGCAUAAAUAUAAAAGCAAUUUAUCAAUG